AUGGCAGCAUACGAUGUCGUUGAGACCCCCUCGGCGGUGGCCUCGCACCUCGACGACACCCCCGCCCCCGAAACUCCUGUGAAGCGCAACCGUUUCAAGGAAUUCUACUUUGGCAUUCCCGGUAUUCUCACUGGCGCUGCCAUCGGUAUCGCCCUUGGCGUGCUCAUUCAAACCACGACACCCAGCGAGGAGGUCGUGUCUUGGAUUGGGAUUCCGGGCUCCCUCUUCAUUCGCGCGAUCAAGUGUUUGGUCACCCCGCUGGUGUUCUGCAGCUUGCUUGUAGGCAUGGCAGAUAUGUUGGCUGUGGGCAAGGCAUCUCGCAUUGGCUGGCGCACGGCUUUGCUGUACAUCACGACCACCAUCGUUGGAGCAUGCCAGGGGCUCUUGUGGGUGAUGCUCUUCCGUUCUAGCUUUGGCAACAAGUCCAAGAGCACUGACGCCAAACCCACAGAGUUUGCGUUUGCAUGCGAGAAGCCAGGCCACUUCCUCACACAUGUCGGUGCCAACGUCUCUUGCGUGUACGACGAAACCUACAACAAGACCAGCAAAUUUUCCCCGUCGUCUGUGUUUGUCGCCAGCGACAUCCACGACAGUUUUGCCAAGGCCAGCUCUGGUUUUGCUCGCCGCACGCUCACCCAGGCAUUGCAAGGGCAACUCAAUGCGAUGGUGCCGUCCAACAUCACGCAAGCGUUCGCGGAUGCCACGUUGCUGUCCAUCAUCAUGUUUGCCAUCCCGUUUGGCGUGGCUAUUUCGCUCUUGCCCCGUGACUUGACGGUGGUAGCCGAUUUCUUCCGAGCCAUCAAUAUGGUGUUCAUGACGAUGAUCACAUGGGUGAUUUCGUGCACCCCCAUCGCCAUCAUUUCCCUCUUGGCGUCAUCGAUCUCUGAACAAUCCGACUUGAAGCUGCUCGUGUCCGACGUCGGUCUGUACGUGCUCUGCGUGCUCCUCAGUCUAUUCGUGCACACAUACAUCUUCUACCCUAUCUUGCUUCGGUCGUUUGUCAAGAUCAACCCGUACAAGUGGAUCAUGAAGAUGGCCCGCGCCCAAACGUUUGCGUUUGGAUGUGCAUCGUCCAUGGCCACGCUUCCCGUCGUGAUGGAAUGCAUUGACGAGACCCGCGAAGUGUCCCAAACCCUGUCUCGUUUUGUCUUGUCCCUUGGCGCCACCAUUGGCAUGGACGGAGCUGCCCUUGGCUACCCCAUUGCCAUUGUGUUCAUGGCGGAAGCUGAAGGCAUUGGCCACAUUAUUGGCAGCAUUGAGUACUUCUUGAUCGUUCUCGUAUCGACCAUCGGGGCUGUGGGCUCUGGUCCUGUGCCUGCUGCCGGCAUCGUGAUGACCAUGACGAUUUGGGCCAGUGUCUUCCCCAGCGUGCCCCUGCCUUCGACCUUCGCGUUCAUCGUCGCCACGGACUGGUUCUUGGACCGGUUCCAAACUGCCGUCAACGUCACGUGCGACACGGUCGUGUGCCGCAUUGUUGCCGAACAAGUCGGGGAAACCAUCAAAGAAGACGACCGCCUUAGCCUGUUGUCUGCUGUCGGCGACUUGGCCAGCCAUAACCCCAAGAUCAAGAAAGCCCUUGAAUCGUCCUACGCUCGCGACUAG
Messenger RNA from Aphanomyces astaci, 1602 nucleotides. RefSeq lists its product as hypothetical. Gene Ontology annotation, cellular component: membrane. NCBI's taxonomy places the organism in Eukaryota, Oomycota, Saprolegniomycetes, Saprolegniales, Verrucalvaceae. The coding region runs from base 1 to 1602 and encodes 533 amino acids. Gene Ontology annotation, molecular function: symporter activity. The record is from RefSeq and is a predicted model, not a curated record. The transcript has a single exon.